Molecule: messenger RNA, 2437 nt
Organism: Anguilla rostrata (American eel)
Lineage: Eukaryota; Metazoa; Chordata; Actinopteri; Anguilliformes; Anguillidae
Gene: amn1
Product: antagonist of mitotic exit network 1 homolog (S. cerevisiae)
Exons: 7
Coding region: 310-1059 (249 amino acids)
Cellular component (GO): cytoplasm
Molecular function (GO): protein binding
Source: RefSeq, a predicted model, not a curated record
UCAUAAAUGUGCGACACGGUCGGUAGCCAUAGAGCCAUAUUAUUCAUAUUAUUGCAGGAUGUCCUGCAGAUUUUCUAGAUUGUUUUAAAGGAAUUCCAUAAGCGCCUAAUUUAUUUUUGCACGCAAAAUUUUCACUCUGACUUGGGGGAUAUCGUAAUAAUCGUAACUUACGUUAGAUUUGAGCCAGUUAGCUAUGUAGAGUUCGAGUUUGUUUAAAACAGUCAUAUGUUGUCUAUAGGAUAGCCUAAGCUUGAUAACUAGCCAGUUAGUUUAGAAGUCUAGCAACUAAAAUUGGCAGCAACAAACGACAUGGCUGUAUAUUCGCUCUUGGACCUAAGCCUGAACUGCCUCGCAAAAUAUGCCGACAAUUACCACGGCGACAUUGUAUCUUUACCUGUGGGCAUUAAGGACAAACUGGUGCGGAUAAUGACCUCACAGGGCGCGGUGACGGAUUUCAACAUCAGUCAGCUGUUGCAUCCCGGGAUUCACACGCUGGACCUGCAGAUCUGCCGCGUGUCGGACUCCGCCCUGCGACAGACCCGCUGCCCCGGGCUGCGUAGGAUCCUCCUGAGGGGCCUCCCAGAGAUCACCUCAGCAGGAGUGUGUGCUCUGGCGGAAUCCUGCCCCAGCCUGCAGGUGGUGGAUCUGGGCGGCUGCACCGGGCUGACGGACGAAGGCGUGUUAGCGUUAGCGCGCUGCUGCCCCCUGCUGGAGGUUGUCUCGCUGAGGGGCUGCUCGAGCGUGGGCGACGCCGCCCUACAGGCCCUCGCUCGCAACUGCAGGCUCCUGCACAGCGUCUACUUGUCAGAAACCCUCGUGACAGACGAAGGUGUUAUCGGGCUGGCUACUGGAGUGUGCUCCGGCAGCCUGAAGGAGCUCAAUAUGGUGCGCUGUCAGUUUGUGACCGAUGAGGCGGUGACGGCGGUGCUGACGCACUGUCCGAAAAUCAGGAUCUUCAACUUCCAUGGCUGCCCGCUGAUCUCAGAUCAGUCGCGGGGGGCGCUGCACAACUUCGUUGGCCCGGGUAAAAUUCAGCAGGUGACCUGGACCGUGUACUGACCCCCAGCGCAUGGGCCACCGGACCGCUGGUGUCACGGUUGGACUCUGAGGGGGGGCGUCGCUGCCCCCUGUCCUCCUGACUGCGUGGUCAGGGCGUUUCCUGGACAUUCAUCUCACUUCUAUUCCAGAAUUCCCAUUCCACCGAGCGUGUGCGCUGUUACUGUUUAGCGAAGGCUGUGGGUGUUUACACUGCAUUCUGUACUGAUGACAGACUUUACCAGUAGGGGUAGAUUUAAUGGUGAGAUCGGACCGGCUGAAUGCAGGACUGGGUCGUUGCAUUCCAUCUAGGUUAUCACACUCCAGUCCUGGAGGGGGCGCUGUGUAUGCACAUUUUAUUUCCGUGCCUCAGUGCUGAAUUUAAGGCACACUUUGUUUCCAAGGCCGUAACUGGCUGCUGAUUGAAAGGACACCGCAGAAACCUGCUGACAUUCUGGCCCUCCAGGACUGCUGUUUAACCUGUAGGCACAGCACCCCCUGUAGGACUAGAGUUUUAUACCCCGACUUCAUGCGAUGUGUGAUGUAGGAUCAGUUUUGCCUUUAAGCUGGAUGAAUGAGGUUAGGAUAUGGACGGCGGAAAACUGAUCCUAGAUCAGCACUUAGAUUCUGAGGCUCUUUAAAUACAGGCCCUGGCCUCACUAAAGCGAAAAGCCGACUGAUGAAGGGCCUUACGUAGGAUACAUUUAUCAGGAAGGUUGUAUUUAUGUAUCAAGUGUGUGUGUGUGUUUGUAAUCUUCAAAAGGAUUGUGCUGCUUUGUGUCUAACUGUAACUGUUGUUAUAACGUUUCGUGUGAACAGUUUGCACAGUUCUGCUUUUGAGUUGUGAGGGUGACCUCUAGUGGUCAGACACCAUUGGUGCAAUUGUGCUUUCACACUUCUUGUAUAGCACUCCUUUUGGUGUAUUGGUAUAUUGCAUGUGAUGUCACUUCCUCUGUGUAUUGACUAUGAGAUUUUAUAGUGAAAACUGUCAUAAUUUUCAUAAUUGACUUUACUUGCUUUGGUCCAGGACAGUUCCGCUAUCAGGCCAGAGCAUUUACACACUAGUUUUGGAGGCUUGUGCCUGGAAAAUGACUACAUCUAAACAUUUGAUGCCAAAAUGUCCAAGCAACUUUUCUAAUAAUACUAAUAAUAAUAAUAAUUUGAGAGUGUUAAAUAAGGAUUAAAUGCAUUUUGUAUUCUUCCUGUUCUUUUUUUGGUGUAAUGUGUGGGAGUGUAACUGCAGUAUCCGUAGAGUUUGAGCGCUUCACUGACUGAAAGUCACAUGAUCUUGCUGGAACCUCUCAUGCAUAAAACAGAAGCACCGGACUGCACAUCCUCAUUCUGUUCUGCGUGUUGCACUAAUUCUAAGACAUAGAAAUAAAUGUAUUAUGUAUUUAUUGUA